UAAAGGGGUGGUAGAGAAAAGGAGACUUUUAAAAAAGAGUAAAGAAGAUUUUAAAAAGAAAGAAAAAACCCAACACUGUUCCCACACAGUUCGGAGAGUUCGCACAAAGAAGAUCCCAUGGCAACAGCGAGGCCCACAGUUUGCUUUUUAGACAGAUAGAUACACACACAAGAAUAUAUAAUGCAUCAUCGCUUUUAAAACAACCCUUCACUUGGGAAAUUGCGGGGGGGGGGGCACAGCUGAUCAGUGCAGAGCUUGUACACCACGCAUUCCCUCCUAGCUUGUGCUGGAUCUCCACCCUCCCAACCCCAAUGGAAAAGGGGUAGAGGAGCUGUGAGGAUGAGUUUUGUCCCUAGCAUUGGUGGGCAGAAAUUACUUCGUUCUCUGCUGUCCCUCCCCCCUCCGCCCCCGAAAAACCCAGUCUCCUCUCCUCUAACGCUUUGCAGAGAGGCAGUUGCAUGUGGAUUGGCUAGUACUAAAGUAUCCAUUGGGUGGCAGUAACAGUAUCUUCUUUAUGACUUGCAGCAAAGCAGAGAAUGCAUUCAAUCAAAUGAGCCGAUCUCGUAGAAACACUGGGAUCGUUUAUGCAUUGCAGCUUCUCUCUCCCACACUCACUCUCUCGCUGCCUUCGUCCCUCCCUUUCUCUUCCUUAGGAUAUUUGGGGUGGAUUGCCUUAAUUCGUCACGACCUGCUCUUUUUGGUUUUGCUCACUUGUCAUUUGCACAGAAGAUUAGCAUCAUUCAGGGCAAACCGACAACUGUGGGAUUUCCUCCCCUCCUUCCUUUUUUUUUUAAAGAAAAAAAAACCUCCGGUGGCGAUUUGAGAGUUUUAGGACCCAGGAGACAUCCUCUCAAACAGCAGGGGCUGUGUGCUUUCCACAUAGCAGUACAGUAUAAGGAAAGCCCCUUCGGAUCCGUUAUUGGAGGAUACUUGUGAAAUAUACAUAGGAUCCCUGCUUUCUGAUGGCUGCAUGGUGGCUUUGGGAUUUUUACCUGCGCACCGAGAGGCUUUGAAAAGGCUCCAUGCUCACAAUCCAGGACUCCUUUUCUUGUCCGAGAGCUCACAGACUUCUGGGGCGAUCCGUCUUGUCCUCUUGCGUCCCCCCUUCUAGCCAGCUUCUUCCCUCUGUCUCUCCCUCCCCCUCCCCUGCGCUUCACGUCUCCUAAUUUUAAUUUCUGCUUCCCACCUGGAGUGUACCAUCCGUGAGCAACCUGGCCACUUUUGAGAACUCGCAGGAGGCAAAUCUUCCAAAGGAUCUUUAGUUCUAUAUGGAAUUAUCUGCUUGGAUGGUGAACUUGGCACUUGUGAAUGGGCAUUUUCUUCCCCUUAUUAAUUGCUAGCAAAAAGAGAGAGAGAGACAACCCAGAGGAGUUUUAAAAAUCGUGGAUUCCCUGACUACGCAUUGUGAUGACCAGCAAUUACCUUACUGACUGAUACUAGGAGACGAAUAUUUUGCAGGACUGUGGUGGAUUGGUUAGGAAUAAGUGAGAAAACCGGGGCUCUGCAGUGUUUGAGACACAUCAUUCAGCUCUUGUGAAUCAAGAAAAGGGUAUAUCCAGUUCUCAAGAACUUUGCAAAAGGGAACAGCCUUGGAGAGUUGGAAGAUGAAAGCUCCUAUUCCUCUCUUAAUCCUUUUGUAUGCUACUCUUGUUCAGAGUUUGAAGGUUGUGACCAAAAGGGGCUCAGCGGAUGGAUGUACUGACUGGUCGGUGGAUUACAAGAAAUACCAAGUCUUAGUGGGACAGCCUGUUCGUAUAAAGUGUGCUUUGUUUUAUGGAUAUAUAAGAGCAAAUUAUACCUUAGCACAAAGUGCUGGACUCAGUUUAAUGUGGUACAAAAGCUCUGGACCUGGAGAUUUUGAGGAGCCUAUAGCUUUUGAUGGAACUAGAAUGAGCAAAGAGGAAGAUGCUAUUUGGUUUCGUCCAACAGUACCACAAGAUAGUGGACUUUAUGCAUGUGUCAUAAGAAACUCUACUUACUGUAUGAAAGUAUCCAUUUCGCUGACAGUGGGUGAAAAUGACACUAGCCUCUGCUACAAUUCAAAGAUGAAAUACUUUGAAAAAGCUGAACUUAGCAAAAGCAAGGAAAUCUCAUGCCCUGACAUCCAGGAUUUUUUAAUACCAUUCAGAGAGCCGGAAAUCCUGUGGUAUAAGGAAUGCCAAGUUACAACAUGGAGACCAAGUAUUGCAUUCAAGAAGGACAUUCUUGUUAUUCGGGAGGUCAGAGAAGAUGACAUUGGAAAUUACACAUGUGAAUUAAAAUAUGGACUGUUUGUUGUCAGAAGGACCACAGAAUUAACAGUUACAGCACCACUAACAGAAAAACCACCAAAGCUUUUGUAUCCUUCAGAAAGUAAAUUGACGGUUCAGGAGACACAGCUGGGCCAUUCUGCUAAUCUAACCUGUCGAGCCUUCUUUGGAUACAGUGGAGAAGUCAGCCCUUUAAUGUACUGGAUGAAAGGCGAAAAAUUUAUUGAGGAUUUGGAUGAAAGUCGGGUUUGGGAAAGUGAUAUUAGAGUUCUUAAGGAGCAUCUUGGAGAACAAGAAGUUUCCAUUUCAUUAAUUCUUGAUUCAGUGGAAGAAGGAGACCUUGGAAAUUACUCAUGUUAUGUUGAAAAUGGAUAUGGCCGCAGACAUGCUACUGUUAUUCUGCUUAAAAGGGAGCUGAUGUAUACAGUUGAGCUUGCUGGCGGGCUUGGUGCUAUUCUGCUGCUACUUAUUUGUUUAGUGACUAUCUACAAGUGCUACAAGAUUGAGAUUAUGCUGUUCUACAGGAAUCAUUUUGGUGCUGAAGAACUAGAUGGAGAUAACAAAGAUUAUGAUGCAUACCUGUCAUACACCAAAGUGGACCCUGACCAAUGGAAUCAGGAAACUGGGGAAGAAGAACAAUUUGCUCUUGAGAUCCUACCAGAUAUGCUUGAAAAGCAUUAUGGGUAUAAAUUGUUCAUUCCUGAUCGAGAUUUGAUUCCAACUGGAACAUACAUUGAAGAUGUGGCAAGAUGUGUAGACCAAAGCAAGCGAUUGAUCAUUGUCAUGACUCCAAACUAUGUGGUGAGAAGAGGCUGGAGUAUCUUUGAACUAGAAACAAGACUUCGGAACAUGUUAGUUACGGGAGAAAUUAAAGUGAUCCUGAUUGAGUGCAGUGAACUUCGGGGAAUAAUGAACUACCAGGAGGUUGAAGCCCUGAAACAUACCAUCAAGCUCCUAACUGUUAUUAAAUGGCAUGGACCAAAAUGCAACAAGUUGAAUUCCAAAUUCUGGAAACGUUUACAGUACGAAAUGCCUUUUAAGAGGAUAGAACCCAUCACACAUGAGCAGGUGUUAGAUGUCAGUGAGCAGGGCCCCUUUGGGGAACUGCAGACGGUCUCCGCAAUCUCUAUGGCUGCUGCUACCUCCACAGCUCUUGCCACUGCCCAUCCUGACCUGCGUUCCACCUUUCAUAACACGUAUCAUUCCCAGAUGCGCCAGAAACACUAUUAUCGAAGCUAUGAAUACGACGUACCUCCUACUGGCACCCUGCCUCUUACCUCAAUAGGUAACCAGCAUACCUACUGCAACAUCCCUAUGACACUUAUUAAUGGGCAGAGGCCACAGACAAAAAAUAACAGGGAGCAGAAUCCUGACGAGGCUCAUACAAACAGUGCAAUACUGCCACUCCUACCACGGGAAACCAGUAUAUCAAGUGUCAUUUGGUGACAUAAAUGCAAGGGGGAACUCACCCCCCUUGUGUAGAAGCUAAGUCUGCAGUCUGGUGCCUGGAACUACAUCCUCGACUGCUGCUGUUAAAACAUGCAUUACAAUCUAUGAAAUAUGAGGAAAAACAGGGUCUUGUACAUAUGUUUUUGCAAAUUUCUUUGUAGCAUCAGUCUUCCUGUUUUACCCAUGUCUCUUGCCAUUCACAUUUUGACUUUGUUUUAUAUGUCAUUGGGAUUUGUAUAUUUACAUUUUUUUAAAAAAGAGAAAAACGAAGAGACUGCUGUAUAGAUAGGAAAACCUUUAUGCUUCAUUAGUAUAGUUUGAGUGGGGUUUUUUUAACAUUCUUGGGAAUGCUUGGACAAAGCUCUGUUGAAUCCAGAAGCACUAUCCAUUUGUUGGCCCACCUAGCCUGAUUCCCAGAGGCCAUGCUUGCAGCAGUUCACCAGUGUGUGAGUGCGUGUGCAUGUGGGAACACUUGUUCUUAGGAGGACUCCACUGAUGAUUCAUUGCCCUGUCUUCAUUCAUUAUCCCACUGCUACACUCUACUCCCUUACCCUCACCUUUUUUACAGCACCACACUGAGUGAAAUUACAGAUGGUCUAAAUGUCUUAACAUUUCACAUAGUUAAUAGUUUGUGGAACAAAACAAAACAAAACAACACACACAGCCCAGUCGGUAUCACUUGCUUCACAGUAACCACUAUGACCACUAAGGAGUAUGUAGAAGGAAAAAUAGGGGUUUCUGUUUGAUUUUAUGAGUUGAUUUUAUUCCUUUUAUAUACAGAUAACAUGCUGACUCUACUUCAUUCACUUCCUGAGAAAGUGUUGGAUGUGUUUGUGACUCCCCCCCUCACCCCCUUUUUGGUUGAGAUCAAUGUUUUUGUUUCUUUUAAAUUCUUCAAAUGAGAUUAUUUACAUUUGUCAGGCAAGAAUGGCAAUAGGCACUGAAGUGCACUAAACCCUGCAGAGAUUUACAGUGAUGGCUUCCAAACCAAAGGAGAGGAGAAGGACAAUAUCUAAUAUGGUUUGUCACAUUAUAUUACAAAAAAAAAUGCUGUCUUUUAAUAAGUAUGAGAAAAUUCUUUUGCAGCCAGUUUUAGAGUCCCCAUGUAUAUUAAACGUUGGUCAUUGCCUUUUCCUUUCAUGGAUACAUCCAGAAUUUAGCAUUAUUUAAUGUUCAUUCUUAUCUUUUUUAAAAAGCUUGUAAUAAUAAUUUAGAAGGUUUGUUUUAAUUCCAAGGUUGUUUAAAGAAGAUCUCAGGAGGUUGCAAAAGUAAAUACCAACAAACAUCAAUAUUAAUUAAAAGAUUAAUAUUUA
Messenger RNA from Rhineura floridana, 5011 nucleotides. RefSeq names its product interleukin 1 receptor accessory protein like 1 (gene IL1RAPL1). The transcript is spliced from 12 exons. Gene Ontology annotation, molecular function: interleukin-1 receptor activity. The coding region runs from base 1605 to 3695 and encodes 696 amino acids. The record is from RefSeq and is a predicted model, not a curated record. Gene Ontology annotation, biological process: signal transduction; negative regulation of exocytosis. Lineage: Eukaryota; Metazoa; Chordata; Lepidosauria; Squamata; Rhineuridae.